This is a messenger RNA of Paraglomus brasilianum, 939 nucleotides long. The record is from the annotation of a GenBank genome assembly. Lineage: Eukaryota; Fungi; Glomeromycota; Glomeromycetes; Paraglomerales; Paraglomeraceae.
AUGUUCUUACCUGAAGCCACACAGUCGAUUAAAGCAGCUUUUCUAGAGGAAGAACUAGAAGAAUUUCGUCGCCUCUUGAUACCAGCAUCAGAGUCAGAAUUUUUCGGUGAGGAGGCACGGAAAUAUCUUUGUUCUCUGGAGGGUGUCGCGGGAAAGCUAUCAGAUUUUAAAGUUGCCAUCGAGGAAAACUUUCCGUACAGAAAUCGUAUUAGUGACUUUAACCAUAUGGAGCAUCCUGAUAUUGACUUGAUCCAUGAAUGCAUUGGCAAGCAUCCAGGGUUGCCUUUGGGAACCAAUGAAAAGAUCUGGGCUCAACAGGAUGCAAAUCCUCUCAAGAAGUACUCAGAUGGAGUCCUAACAUUUCGAGCUGGAAAAUCGAUCUUUUUCAUCUUGGAAGUGAGCGGAGGUCCGAAAGAAGCAUCUGCCACCAAGGUUAAGAAUGAUUAUGACAAAAUUAUUUGGUGCUUCCUGUUCCUUUUCCAAAAGAUUCUCAAGAAGAUUGGCGCUGUGACGGUUGAAGAUGCUGAAGGGUUGGAGCUGUGGGGGGCCCAAGUCGUAGGGGACCAAUGUGCAAUAAUCAGAUGCUUCAUCGGAUGCGAGUCAAGAUUCAUUGUUCAAGAGGUAGCAAGAUUCAACUUUCCAACAUCCGUAGACAAUCUGAAAGCUGUGGAUCUAUGCAUCAAGACCCUUGGUUUACUGAGAGUAAGUCAUGUUUUCAUUGGGCAAUACAAUAUUCUGGCAUAUACUCACAUGUAUUACAGCAUAACAUUGUUAAGAGCAUUGCACGUUUUGAGUUUCUUCAAAAUCGAAAUCAGAAGAGGAGUGAUGGCUUUGUCAAACUUUCGACCGGUAUUUCCUGCCACAAAUUGGACUAAGAAAUUUUCUGCGAUUGCUGUACCUCAUUUGCUGGAUAAGCUAUAUGUAUACGAUGAGGAAUAG